ACGUUUAUUUGAAACCGGAACAAACAAAUGCAUAAAGUCAAUCGUCUUCGCGUAUGCAGGUCAAAGUCAGCAGGUGGUAAACAGUUUCCUUUAUCGGACAGGAGGUUACUCAACUCCGCUGGAAACAGCCCAGGAUUAAAAACCAAAAUGACUAAAAUCUUAUUUUAGUUCACGUGUCUUUAUUUUUAUUUAACAAACGGCUUGUUUGUUUAAUCGCGAGGAAAGAUGAAAGACAGAAACAUUCCUCCUCGGGGAGGAAGAUGGAAGCGGAGCAGCGGCGUCCUGGCAGGGCUCUUCAUGCCCCUCCUGUGUGCGUGUUUCUGGGCUGGGGGGUCCGCAUACAAGCCGGUGAUUAUAGUCCACGGUUUGUUCGACAGCCCCAAAAAUUUACUCAACUUGCAGCGAUUCAUCAGCGAGUCUCAUCCAGGGACAAACGUGACCAUCAUCGAUCUGUUUGACGGCUAUGAAAGCUUGAAACCACUCUGGACUCAGGUGGAGGGAUUCAAGGCGGUCAUUUACCCAAUAAUGCAAAAUGCAGCAGACGGCGUCCACUUUAUCUGCUACUCUCAAGGCGGGUUGGUUUGCAGAGGGAUCCUCUCCACCCUCCCUGAACACAACGUCCACACCUUCAUCUCUCUGUCCUCGCCUCAGGCCGGCCAGUAUGGAGACACCGACUACUUUAAGGAUGUCUUCCCAGAAUGUGUAAAAUCAGAAAUCUACCAUUUUUGCUACCUUGGGAUUGGUCAGAGGUUUUCCAUCUGCAACUACUGGAAAGACCCCCACCACAAAGACCUGUAUGUGAACGUUAGCAGUUAUUUAGCUUUGCUCAACACGGAGAAGCCACAUCCCAAUGCAACAGAAUGGAGGAAGAACUUCCUGAAAAUCCAAAAGCUGGUGCUGAUUGGAGGACCGGAUGACGGCGUCAUCACGCCCUGGCAGUCGAGUCAGUUUGGGUUUUAUGACGACAACGAGACCGUCGUUGAGAUGCAGAAACAAGACUUUUACCUGAGCGACGCUUUCGGGCUGAAGACGCUGGCGGCUCGGGAAGAUCUGAUCACCUGCACUUUUCCCGGAGUCCAGCACAUCCAGUGGCACUCCAACGAGACGGUGUUCCACGCCUGCAUGGAGAAGUGGCUGGUUUAAAACCGUCUCAGCUCGCUAAGCUCAGGCCUUACAGCAGAUAGGAAUCCAACCACCGAAUCCACUAACUUCCUGUCGUGGUUUUAUUGGUCUCAGUGGAUUCCAGAUUUUAUAGAUUCUUUAUUUUGUUUUGCACGUUACAUGUUUUUAGGAUUGUUUUUGUAUUUCUCUAAAGUAUGUGGAGCAAAAUCAAUGCAACAAUCAUCAGAUAAACCCCUUUUUUAUCUGAAGUUACAGGAAAAACAACAACCUAGCAGCACCUUUAUACAGCAGCAGCUCGACUCAUGAGCGGAGUUAAAAAACGAUUCUCUCUGGUGUCACUAUUUUAUCGCUAAAUAACCGUCGCUUUUUAAGAUGAGCUUCAUUCUGAAGAUGUUUUUGCCUUCUCAAAGUGAGCGCUCUUUUAACAAAAGUGUCAAAUGCUGACUUUUUUAAGUUAUUCCCAGUUUAAAAAUCAAUCAUCAAAUCUUUCCAGUAUAUUUCCAAAAAGAAACCAGAUUUUCCUGCUUCUCAGUCAAUGUUUUAACAUUUAAGGAAAGGCUAAAAGUCUGUAAAGGAAAAUCUGCUCAGACUUCCUCCUGAACUUUUUAUUUUGUCAUUUGGGAUUAUAAAAGUCUUAGCAUCUUUAAAAACAAACAGAUAUUGCUUAAGUGCUUAAUGGCAUCCAUUGAAUAGAAAAUACUUGUCUACUAAAAGUUUUGAGAUUUUUUGAGAUGUGAUGGAAAGGACACGAAGGGAGUCGAUGUUUUAAAAAAAACUCUGUCUCCCAUGAUGCAUUGAGGUAGCUCCAGACGAAUGUUGAGGAAAAGUGUGGUGAAUGGCCGUAAACGGAACGAUUAUGUGAGGAAGAAAGCCAGCCGGGGCAGAUCUUUAAAAAGGCGAGGGGGGGGUAACGAGUUUUUGACUAAGUGGAGUUUAUGGUGGAGAUUUCUAGGGAAGAAGAAGAUGCACAAUGACCAGGCUGUGGAAUGGAAGCAGAAUGUGGCGUGAAAAAGAUGGAGAGGAUAUUUAUAUCCCAGACUCAUAAGCUGAUGGAGAGACUGAAGAAGAGAUUAAGCUGACAGAAAACUUCCUCUUUAGGAAGAGAACUUGACUCUUUAGUUUGAGAAGUUUGAAGCGAUACAGGAAUAAUGAGUAAAAAAAGUGGAUGUUGGAGUUGCAGGAGAUGUUGACAAAUAGGAAAAAAAUGGAUGAAGAGGAGAAGCCCAAGGAUGGAGCCUUGGGGUACACCGCAAAAAACUCCGCCAGUGCAGGGAGGAAGUUUUAUAUGAUGUCUUGAUUUAAGAAUAAAUGAAAAUAUGUUACAUUUUGGAAGUAGGCAAAAUUGCUUAUUUUAAGCAAUAAAUUGAGACAAAAAAGCCAAAAACUACAAUAUAAGAAAUGAUUAAAAAGUGUUCUGCUACUAAAAGUGAGAAGAUAAAUCAGAGUAUUUCUUGUUUCAGGACUAAAAGUACUGAAAACUUAUUUACUUUCCUUUUAUUGAAUUUACAAAUUUGUGGAACAAAUUUGCCCCAAAUAGAUUGUAGCAUCUCCCACGAGAUGAAAAAUGAGUCAUGGUUGUGCUCUUUUGUACAUGUUAUAAAUUUGGCCCCGAAACAAAUUUGCUGAUCAUCAGCAAAAAUCUGACCAACAUUUGUUUGUGAUAUUCGUGGUUAAGGCUUGGUAAAAUGCUGCAAAAUCCUCCUAAAUGAAGGCAUGUUCUUGUCCUUUAAUCUUGCCUGCAAGCUUUUAUUUCUUGUUUUGCUUGGAUGGACUGGUGAAAUUUGCGGUGUAAACGUGAAACAACAGAGGAAGACUGGAACUGGAAAUGAGUGGAUCCUGUGCAGGGGAGUUUGGAUGAUGGUGAUGCGGAGAGGCGAUGAAAAAGGAUAGAGGGAGAAAUGGUGCCUGAAGCGGCAUCAAGGCAGAAGGAAAAAAGAAAAGGAUGGAUUGUAAAAAAAAAAAAAAAAAACUCUUAACUUUGUCUUUUUUGGCAAACUUCUCAGAUAGAUUUUUUUUUUUCAUUACAAAUGUGUCAAAAGUGGACUUUUCUUUAAGUUUUAAAGCUCCUUGCAGUGAAACUGUAAUCAUUCACAGACAGUGUUUUUAAGGGAUAAAUGUUACAACCUUUACUUCUCGCUAAAGCAGAUUGAAAACUUUAUUUAUCGGAACUACAGAGCAAGAACGUGAAAAAAAAUCUGUGGUCUUUGGUUUUGAAAAGGGCACCGCCUGCAGAGAUGCAGCUCUGCUUGUGUGUCUGUAAACGCACUACAUUGUGUGUGUCUGUAAACACACCACACAUUAUUGUGUUUAGUCUAAAAAUGAGAUUAUCAGAUGACACCAGAGCUAGACUAUGCAUUUAUUUUAUUCAUUUAUACCGAUUAAGAAGAGGUGCACUUCUGGACUGUAUAUGAGAACUGCCCCCCCCCCCCCGGCGUUCCAAACAGGAAGUGGCUCCUCAUUCUAUCGGUCAGAAUAACCAUUCUUUCUCUUCUUCAUAUUUUCAUGUAGUUUAAGUUAUUCAAGGUACAAACUGGCCAAUCAGAUGCCUCAAUAAAAUGAGGCAUCUGUCACCUGGUUGGUGACAGGGGUUGCCAUAGAAACGAUCACAGCUGUUUAGCGACGUGUUGGCGACUCAUUCCAUUGGAAUUGGAAGUGAGUCGUCUGCUAUGGGUGGGUGCUAUGCGUCAGUGGUCGCACCUUGAAUUCAGGUCAACUCCCCACGGAAAUGUUAACAUAAGAUUUGUUCUGCCAUUAUGUUUUUGUUUUUAAAUCAAAGGGAGGUAAAAUAUCAGAAUUCGGUGUGAAAGAGUCCAACAUUUCAUGCCUAGGCCGUCUCGCCCAGCCCCGCGUGACUCAAAAACAUUCAUUUACUUUGCUUAAUGCUUAAUUAGAAUGAAACGUUCUUGUUAAGGGGAAUACUUAAUUGUGUGUGUGUGUCUCACAUUUACCUCAAGAAUCUCCACGUAUCAUGACUGUGCCUGGGAUUUAUGGCUGUAUGUCCAGACUUACUGCCCCGCUCUGCUCUGCUAAUGCUGCAGUCCUUUAUAGAUUUGUACUGCUGUGUUUUUCUACAUGGAUGCACGUGCAAUGCCUCCAUUUCCCAUAUCAUGUUAUCAGAACCAUGCAGUGCUUUGAGGCCAUGCUCCUCGUUUGCUUUCGUAGGUGAAGCCUUACGUGUUUUUCCCCUAAGUGUUGCAUAGCCAUGACCAAAGUGCUACCAGCCGCUCGCCGCCUCCCGUGACAGUGCUAAAAGUGAGGGAUCACGGGGCGGAGGAGUGGAAAACGAGACCCUGUUGCAUGUGUCACUACCUCCCAUUACAUGUAGAAAUCUCAGGUGUUUUGGCAACCUCCAUGUCUUUAGGGAUGCAUGCUUUCACCUGUUGGAUGUUUUGGUUAAAAAAAAAGGGGGGGGAAAGGUAAGAGGAAAAAGUGUGAUAAAGUAAGUGAACCUAAGUAUGGAUUGCACACAUAAAAGGGAACCUUAAGAGAGGAAUUAUUAUCCUUUGGUUCUUGUACAAGUAAUAUAAUUUAUAAUUUUACAAUCAUGUCCUGCUUCUAUGUGUUUGUCAUAGAAAAUGUUAUAAGAAACUUUUUUAAGACUAAAACUGAUAUUUUAACAAUUUCUACAGUGUUUCUAGAAUGCUGUUUGAUCAAUAAAAGGGAAUUUUAAACCGGGA
Molecule: messenger RNA, 4799 nt
Organism: Oryzias latipes (Japanese medaka)
Lineage: Eukaryota; Metazoa; Chordata; Actinopteri; Beloniformes; Adrianichthyidae
Gene: ppt2b
Product: palmitoyl-protein thioesterase 2b
Cellular component (GO): lysosome
Molecular function (GO): thiolester hydrolase activity
Source: RefSeq, a predicted model, not a curated record